Messenger RNA from Phyllotreta striolata, 4715 nucleotides. The record is from the annotation of a GenBank genome assembly. NCBI's taxonomy places the organism in Eukaryota, Metazoa, Arthropoda, Insecta, Coleoptera, Chrysomelidae.
UUGUAACUACAUCAUUCAAGUCAUUCAGACAGUUUCAGUAGUUUUUUUUUUUAAAUUAACAAAAUAGCCACUUCCUAGUCAGCUGAUAAUGAACCUUUCGAACUAGAAUAUCUAAUUAUAGCCCAAUUAGUUAACUAGGACAAAAUGAAGUGAAUUUAGUGUGGUUUAGUGUAAUAAUUAAAGUGGAUAAAAUGGUAUUUACAAAUAGCCUAUGAUUUCUAAAUAUGCCAAUAAGCUGUCAAUAACAAUGUUUGAGAAAAACUAGAAAUUCUUUGUGAACGGCGUAGCCACCACAUUUUAGGUAUGUCAAGAAAAAACUUAUUCGCUUAAAAGUUAAAUUUUGUUAGUUAAAAAUGCUGCACGUAUUCCACGUGGAUUCUGGACGGAUGAUGACUUUCGAUAUGAGUCUUGCUCUAGAGAGCGUUGACAAUUUAAAAAAACACGUCCAAGAAGAAUUCAAAAUAGCAGCAGAUAAGCAGGUGUUGCUUAUAAGCGGCGGGGAAUGUUUAGAUCCCAACAAAAGAGUUUGUUCAUUUUCCGCUGGUACUGAUACCAAUCCGAUUUUUUUGUUCAGUAAAUCCAUUAUCGAGUCCCCAAAUCCUCCGUUGCCCAUUGCGGACUAUGGAUCGGAAAGUGAUAUAGAUCUCAAAGUUAAAGAACACUGUGAUAUGCCUGUAACAUUUGGGACUUUAGCCAAAAGGGCCCAAUUGGCACAACAUUUGCUAGAACUGUCCAGGAAACAAUUAUCCGUAUGCGAGAAUCUCGUUCACGAUCAACAUCUCCAGCAGCAAGGAUGGUCAGCGGUGGUGGCGAAUUUAGAAGAUAUUAGUUUGGAAUUUAGCAAAAGAUCUGAAAUUUUCGAGAAAAGUUUUACCGAUUACAUGGAAGAAAGGGAGACCUAUAUGACUUUCUUGAAUCAUUUCAGUAGCGAUUUACAAAUUCUACAGAAGAUACCUGUUCUACCAGCUCUGUUGGAAACGAAACCCCUAGCAAUAGAAGAAUGCAAACCAACGGAACUGGAGGAAGACGAAGAAGAAUGCAUAACAUCACCUACGACCAGUACCGGAAAGGACAUUACCCUUUACGAAUGGAUAUCCGCCGCUGAUAAUAAGAGCACCAUGGACCAACUUUACGACCACUGCUCAAGGGGUUUAGAUCAGUUCAAUAGCGAAAUCUUCAGAACGUUGUCGAGGGACAUUCAAGAGAUGUUACAGAACGCCGAUAACGUGCAAAUGAAGGAAGUUAAAGGCCUAGGUGAGCGGCUGUUCGGUCUCGAAGAAUUAAUGAGAGAAGCGCGGAAGAAAGUUAAACAACAAGCGGAACUUGCGCAAUCAUUUGCAAACAACCAAAGCAGGGCGAGCAAUACGAAAGACCCGUCCGUGCUACCCGAUCUGUGCAUGUCCCACAAGCAACAGCUUCAAAUGAUGGCCGCAAAUCACCAACAACUUUGUGAUAUUCGCCGAAGGUGCGCCAAGGCGAAGGAAGAAUUGAGCAUAAAUUUGUACCAUAGAUUAAAAUGGGUGAUGUACGUGGAGGAUCGAAUACAGGAAAUAGAUCAAAAAUUAGUUAUUUAUCAUGAGAAUUUGAAGAGAUUACGACGACAUUUGGAGAUUUUGCAACAAAUUCAUUUGGCACCGGCCACUUAUUUAUGCGCGGUUGCCGAGGUUGUUAGAAGAAGGGCUUUUUCUCAAUCAUUUUUAUUGUGGGCGUCUGAAUUGGCGUGUCACCUUUUGACCAUACACAACGACGAAGUCACGCGAAGGAAAGAAUUCCAAAUUCAAUUCGAAGGGCAUUUUUUGAAUUCACUAUUUCCCGGUAUGAAUGACAUGCCCCCAUCCUUUGCUACGCAAGCUCCUGCCAUGUUCGAUGUUAUUUUACCUAAAAUUACUUUAGAAGAUAUAAAUAGGUUAAAGGUGGAAUUGCCAGAUUUGGCGGAUAAUUUAAAUAUCCCCGAUACCUCUUCGAUUGAGAACUUCUUCCUUUUACGAUCGCUUACUAGAAAGGACGAUGAAGAGAUUAGGGAUAAACCGGAGGAAACUAAGGCUGUGGAGGAUAAAUUAAUACAGGCUGUCAGUAAUGUAGGGUUGGCUAGUGAUUUGGAUAGGGAUUUACUUAGGGGCACAGGUAACGAACCCUGUUUGACAACUGCGCAUGGUUUAGUACAUCUUAAGGAUUUCGAUAAGGGCUGCGAAUCUGAAACGGACACGGAAGAAUUCGAGAAAGUUAGUCAGAGUCCGCUAGAAAUGAAUUUUGACAAGAACAUUACGACGUUGCAACCUCGCAUGCAAGACGCUUCCACUUUCACAGAGGUCAGUGAGAAAUUAAACGUCCCUCCCAAAAAACCCGUACGCAUCUUUUAUCGUUCCCAAGACUACCAACACGCCUCUUUACAAUACCAGCGCACUUUAAGCAUCUGCAGUAACACCGAAUCGAUCACUAACCAUAAAAACCAUCACUCCUCGGACGAGUUCUCUAAUUCCAAAUCCACCGACAAUUGCCACAUCUCCCACGAGAAAACAUUGUACGGAACUAACCUGCUAACGGCCAAAUCCGUUUCGCCUCACACCCCGCAGAGUUCUCGGAACAGUCCGAAUAGUCCGUGUUUGGGCCACCAAAUGUCGAACGUGAGCGGCGCUAGCGCGAGCGGCGGUUCAGAUUUCGCUAACGACGAGUUUUUCAUCGACGAGAGCCUACCGUCGAGCCUCAGUAUCGAAACUGGUCACAGUCAAUGUUCAGAAUUUAAUAAGCAGCUCGAUACCGCGCACAAUGUCGUGGCUUUGUUACAGGACAACCUUCAAAUAACAAGAAGCGAAUACGAUAAGCUGAAAAGCUGCUUGGUGAAGCUGCACGAAUUAGCGCAGGAAGCCAUGGUUCAAUUGCGCCUCGAAAUGUCCGAUUUGAGGGCUCAAGUCGAAUCCAACCGGAACGAUUUGGCCUUGAAUUUGAAGGAGUUUUGCAGCUCGUGGAACAAUCUGAUAGUGAUGAGAGAUAACGAAGAGAAAGCGACCAUACGAGAGAUCAACGGCAACUUCGAGGGGAUUAUUAAAGACUUGGAGGAGCAGAAGCGGGCGAAAGAUCAAAAAAUCGAGGAACUGUUGAUGGAGAAAUCGACGUUGGAAGGCGAAAUUCUCAAAUCCUGCGAAAGCCUAAACGAACUGCAGGAGAAUUUCAACAAAACGACGGAGGAGAAUUCGAAAACGAUAGACGAUCUGCGCAAGCGACUGGAAGAAAAGGAAAUUGAGAAAGAGAAGAGCGUGAAGGAAGCAUCGGAUAAUCUCAGAAAGACCCACAAGGCCGAGCUGGAGAACAUCAGGGCGCGAUUUAAAUUGAUGACGAUGGAGCGCAGUCCUUCCGACAACAGCCUGGAGAAAUCCUCGGAUUUCAGCAGUUUGCCCAAUCACUCGAUUUUCAUUCAACAAAUGGCCGAGAAUUUCGAACUGGACAAGGAGAGGGCCGUCAACGAGGCCAUCGCCGGCGAACGCCAGAAAUGGGAGAAACUUCUUUCCAUCAGAAUCAAGGAACUGGAGAACAAAUUCGGGGAGGAAAAGGACGCUCUGAUGACGAACUUGGCGAAGCAGAUAACGGAAGAAAAGGAUAAGCAAAUCGAUAUUUUGAUGCAGCGCGAGAAGAACCUCAAUCUCGAGUGCAUCAAAUACAAGAACACCAUACAGCAAUUGACAGAAAACGAAACUGAAUACAGCGAAACUGAAUUAUUAAAAAAAAUCGCCACUCUACAAGAAGAAAAGGGUACGUUGGAGGACGAAUUGGUGAAAAUCAAAAGGGAAAAGAGCAUCGAUUUGACUACUUCGUUAGCUGUAUGUGAUGGAAAAGUGGACGCGGCCGGUAGUUCGCCGAAGCAAAAAGACUCGUCCAAAGGCGAUUGCUCCAAAGGCAAAAUCAGCAUCGACAGCUGCAAACCGGGCGAUUUAGUAUUAGUCAUGUGGGACGAGCAACACGAGAAUUUCAAAAUUUUACAAGAGAACAAACACAUGUUCUUUUUGCAUUCCGAAUACAUGGCAGGCCUGGGCUUGGAAAUAACCACCGGCAGGCCUAAUAGGAUGUUUUGCCUAGGCGAAGUGCUCGACAAGGAAUAUUGCUACGCUAGAAAGUCUGAAAAUAGAUACAAAGUGCCGAAACGAACGAAAUUCUUCCGCGUCAAAGUGAAAGGUUUGAAUCCCCCGUUGCUGGCGCGCGACUCCAUCUCCAGCCAGAGCUUCUACCAAGCGAAGGCGUCGUCGGACGGUGCUCGCAUGACGCAAAGUCAAUCGGGCGUCUCUUCGACGGGCAAGGAGUCGAUGGGGGAGGAGAAGAGCGGCCCGCAGUCGCUGCCGUCGUCGCCGACGAGGCCGGCGCCGCCGGAGAGGAGCGAGCUGGAGCCGCUGGAGGAAAAGGAGUCGGAGGACAGCGCGGACGGGACGAGGGAGAGAAGGGCCGGGCAAUGGUCGGAGAAGCACUUUGCCGAAGAUAGCGGCAUCGUCGAUAUCGUGGAGAGCGUUUCGGCAGCUGCGGAUGAUACUCUGACUUCGGAUAGUCACAGUAGAAACGAGAGUGAGAGUAGUGAUAGGUAGGUGUGAUAUUUUUUUUAAUUCAUUGUGUUUAUUGAAAAUUUUAGAUAAGGUAAAUGUCAAAGUUUAUACAAUAUAUAAAAUAUAAAUAGUGUAUUGAAUUAUAUUUUUAAGUUACCUAUAAAGUUUUGUGUUUUUGUUUUAUUUUUU